AACAGUCUCUGGUUUACAAUUGCUGUACCCGGAAGACAGCUGCAGUCAAUGGGAGUGUCAGCAAGCUAGACGUCCAGCAUCAGAAUCUGCAGCGCUUUUAGUUCUGUGCCGGGAGGGGAUUCUUCCCGCUCGGGGAUUGGAGUGUGACCCUGCUGCCGAGAGCCUGCAGAGUUACGGGUUGUGCAGCCAAACAGGAAAAGGUGUACCUUUUUAGAGCCACCCUAUUGCUGUCUUGCACCCUAGCAUCUUUUAGGUGUUCUCUCUGAAGUGCAGAGUCUUACUGAAAACUAGCAAGCUUGCCUGUGGUGGCUGGGUUGGGAGAGAACCCUUAUCUUCUGGGGCGUUGAGGUUUUAAUUAGUAUUGUUCUGACUGCGAGAGGAUGGAGUGUUACAGCAAAGAAUGAGCAGAAAAGAUGUGGAGUGGGCUGCUACCUCCUGGCCUAAAUGAAAGUGAUGUUGAGUUGAAUUCUGAUGAUGAAGCCACAGUAGAGAGCUCUGAACUUAACUUACAGGAAGGUAAAGAAGAUGGGACCAUUACAAACACAGAGGUCUCAGAUAUCCCUACAGAUGGACCAAAAACUGAAGCAGAGGCAAAUGUAAAUGCGUAUGAAGAGUGUCCCUCUGGAAUUCCCUUAAAUAUGUGGAAUAAAUUUCAAGAACUGCAUACAAAACAUUCUGAACAGAAAACCUCAACUUCAAGAUCCAGAAAGAAAAAAAGAAAACGCUCCAGAAAAGGUAAAUUGAAGAAUGAAGAAGAAUCUCAAAGCGAACAGUCCUCAAGUGAAACCCAGUGGAAGGAGCUUACUCAGUAUUUUGGAGUCAACGAUAGAUUUGACCCCCCUGUUAAAAGGAAAAAAAUUGAAAAGUCGGGCCUUGAAAAGAGCAUAGACCAGGCUGUGGAAGAGUGGAACAUUGAGAAGGCUGAGGAACUCAGCAAUCAGCUAGCUACUCGAGAGCUUGGUGUAAAAAUUGCUAAAGCGAUUGCCUGCCACAACUUUGUAAAAGCCAAAAAGGAUGCUGAAAAUUCACAGGUUGCUCGAAAAAAGAAGAAACUUGCCUGGGGGUUUGAAGCAAAGAAGAGGUGGGAAACCAAAAGCAACAUGGGAUAUAUGUGACUUGCCAGAGUUCUUCAAGACCUUUGAGACUUCACUUGAGUCUUCAGUUGCUUAAUUUACUGAAAAGAUUUUCCUGUUCAAUGUGAACUAUGUCGGGAAAUUGUUGGAAAUAGAAAAAAAUAAGCAUAAAAUUUGGAAGUUGAUUAUCAAAUCUUUUUUCAGUCUUUUUCUAAAGAGCUCAUCCUGCUGAAGUGAAUGAAAUGGAGCAUUCUGUUAUUUGUACAAGAAAUCUAAGCAUACAUACAGGAAAAAAAAAAAAGAUAGGAUUUUAUUUAUCUGUUUAUAUAGACCUCCAGUAUAAAAUCAAUUUUACUUUUCAUCCACUUGGUGUAGCAUAGCCAAUGAGCUCCUUGUACUUUCUUACCUGUACUCAGUGUAACUUCACUUAUUCUGGAGCUGUGUUUUUAAGAUUGGCAUUUGUUUAUAAUGGAUUAGUCAUAAGUGCAAGAAAGAUACUGUCUUUACAAAUGACUUUAUCUUAAUGUUAUAAAAGUAAUUAUUGGUUCUUUAUUGGAGACAGUAGAGUUGAUAUUUCAUAGUCACAUAAGAAAAGCAAUUGAUUAAUUUUUGUGUACCUUCAGAUUAAGUAUCACAGUUUUUAGAAA
Messenger RNA from Physeter macrocephalus (sperm whale), 1720 nucleotides. RefSeq names its product family with sequence similarity 204 member A (gene FAM204A). The transcript has 9 exons. Lineage: Eukaryota; Metazoa; Chordata; Mammalia; Artiodactyla; Physeteridae. Bases 414 to 1115 code for a protein of 233 amino acids. The record is from RefSeq and is a predicted model, not a curated record.